Molecule: messenger RNA, 1235 nt
Organism: Daldinia vernicosa
Lineage: Eukaryota; Fungi; Ascomycota; Sordariomycetes; Xylariales; Hypoxylaceae
Exons: 2
Coding region: 212-1039 (275 amino acids)
Source: RefSeq, a predicted model, not a curated record
CUGCCCACCGCGGGAAAACUUUCCAUUCCAACCUUCUUUUUCCCCCAAUCCAUCCGGAGAGCUUACGCCCAUCGUCGUCGUCAUCAUCAUCAGACUAUUUCAUAACAUCGGACAUCAAAUAAGAAAUUAAAGAAAAAAAAAAUACACAAAAAAAAGGGACCGAAAAAAAAAGAGACAAAAAGAGACAAAAAAAGACGGAAAGCAAAAGAAAAUGAGUCUGCGACCAGGAAACCGGCCAAAAGAGAUCCACACCAAACACCUCACCGAGCGCGAGCGCUUCCGCGUCCGGACCCUCUACUACGAUGCCUCCAUGAGCAAGAAGCGCAUCGAGGAAGUAACCGGCUACUCCCUCAGCCAGAUCCGCACCGCCAUCCGCGCCAAGUCCUCCGCAAUCCCACCGCGUUCCGGCCGUCCCAAAAAAGGCAGCAAAGACGGGCAGUCCGCAGCCGACGACGCCGGCCCCUCCUCGGAAGGGUUCGCGUCGGAGGACUCGGCUCUAGUGCCGCGGAGUAACAGUCCCCAAGAAGAGGAAGCGCUCCAGCCGCAGACCGCAUCAUCAUCAUCUCUAGACCGGCUGCCGGCAGCGCUGCGGCGCUACAUCUGGCAGCUAGUCCUAAAAUGUGCCCCCGCGACAAGUCCGUUAUCCUGCGUAUGGUGGAUCGAGAAGCGGCCGGAAUACCCGUGGCUAGUCACGGGCGUAUACCCGGAGCACUGGGAGACGCACUGGCGGGAGUACCUCGAGCACCGACAGCCCGCGGCGCGGCUGUUAUGCCAUCUAAACCGGGAGGCGCGGCAGGUUGUUCUCGACACCUUCGCGCCCGUGUGGUCUGAGGCCGGGAUCGGGAUGUUGGGGUCUACCGUUAAGUUCCUAUGGAUCGACCCGCAGCACGACAAGAUCUACUGCAAGGAGGACGCUGCCGCUUUGCCGGGUCUACUGGAUAAGUCUCGAGCUGCCGUGCUACCAGAUCUGAGCCGUGUGCCCGCUGGCCCUGCUGAUAGUAAUAGUUUUCACGGUAGCGGUGGCAGUAGUAAAGGGUGAGCGCAAGGUACUGUCUUGAUCUGUUUCCCGUCACUUUUCCCCAUUCUUACGAGAGGGGUUAAUACGUUGCAACUGUGAGAUAACUCUUUAUUCGGGUCGUGAAGCAGCGUAAUGACAUAGAGAAAUGCGUAUAGAUUUACCUACACAGGUACUAAUGCCAGCGAUACUUUAUUUUUUUUGCCUACAAAUACUACCA